Liolophura sinensis is the source of this 2855-nucleotide messenger RNA. RefSeq names its product cathepsin L-like. Bases 104 to 1816 code for a protein of 570 amino acids. The record is from RefSeq and is a predicted model, not a curated record. Gene Ontology annotation, molecular function: cysteine-type peptidase activity; cysteine-type endopeptidase inhibitor activity. Gene Ontology annotation, biological process: proteolysis. The transcript has 15 exons. Lineage: Eukaryota; Metazoa; Mollusca; Polyplacophora; Chitonida; Chitonidae.
CGUCAUUCAUUUAGAAGGAAGUUGUGGUUUUUUUUUUUCGCUUAUCACGGGACAAGUGUAAGCCAUAUUCCUUCAUGAAAGAGGGCUAAUAUUUUGUCCGAAAAUGAAUCUCCUUUUGCCAGUAUCACUGGCAGUGGUUUUGACCACUUGCUCUGCCCAGAUACUGAUUCAAGGCGAGCCAGUUCAACUGUCACUAGGUGAUCAAGUGGUCGGCGGAAAGAUGGACGCAGAUGUCAACAGAAAAGAUGUGAAAGAAAUCGCGGAUUUCGCUACCUCAUUCCUGUCAAUGGAGAAAAACUCAGCCAUUAGCUUGGUGAAAGUAGUCAAGGCCCAAACGCAGGUUGUUGCUGGUGUGAAUUAUUUCAUUACAAUACAGAUUCAACCUGCUGGGUGUACUGUUGACUGCAAGUAUGAAGAGUGUGAGGUGUCCAUAUUUGACCAGGAAUGGACUCAGACACGGAAAGUUGUCAAUUCCUCGUGUAAAACAGUGAGUCCAUCACCACAUCCAGCUGUUCCGCUUGGCUCAGAAAGUGAGAAUCUCGAGGAUGAAGAUGUGAAAAAUGCUGUCAACUUUGCUGUGGAAGAGCUGAACAAGAAGUCCAACUCCUUGUUUCGGGCCAAUUUGAUUGAACUUCAACAUGCCAAAAAACAGGUUGUGGCAGGUUUGAAGUACAGGUUGACUUUCCUGCUGGGAGACACUGUAUGUAGGAAUAACCCAUCCAAGUCUGGGACAGAUCUCCAGGCUUGUCCCCUUUCAGAUCCACAUAGAACUCAAGUGUGCCAUGCCACAGUGUGGUACAAGGCCUGGGAAACUCCACAGUACAAACUACUGGAUUCUAAGUGUGAACUGAAACAGGCUGCUGGACAGAAGAAACCCCUAUUGGGAGGAGAUGGCCAUGACCUUUGUCACAUGGGCAUGUUCAAGGAGUUUCAGAUGAAGCAUGGGAAGUUCUAUGACUCUCCACAGGAGGAAGACCAGAGAUAUAAGAUUUUCUGUGCAAACGUGAAAAAAGCAGCAGAGUACCAGGCCCAGGACCAAGGCACAGCCCGCUACGGCGUGACACAGUUCUCAGAUCUCACAGAGGAGGAAUUCAAAGCUUAUCGUAGUAAACCCUGGGACCUUACCCCCAUGGCUGACAUGAAGAUGGCUGCCCCGCUACAGGGAAGCUUCCCCAAGAGCUUUGACUGGAGAGACCAUGGAGCUGUCACGCCUGUCAAAAACCAGGGAGCUUGUGGCUCUUGCUGGGCAUUCUCUGUGACUGGCAAUGUGGAAGGGAUGUGGCACAAUAAGAAAGGGAAUCUGAUUUCUUUGUCUGAACAAGAGCUCGUGGACUGUGACAAAGUGGACCAAGGAUGUGAGGGGGGACUGCCAGCUAAUGCCUACAAGCAGAUAAUCAAGUUGGGUGGUCUGGAGACUGAGACUAAGUAUAAGUACACUGGCCAUGAUGGCUCCUGCCAUUUCUCCAAAUCCCUAGCCAAGGUUUACAUCAACAGCUCUAUAGCCAUCUCCAGUGAUGAGAAUCAGAUGGCAGCCUGGUUGUCUCAGAAUGGACCGAUAUCUAUUGGCAUCAAUGCCUUUGCCAUGCAGUUUUACAUGGGAGGAAUAUCUCAUCCGUGGAAGUUCCUGUGUAAUCCCUCUAAACUAGACCAUGGAGUUCUCAUUGUUGGAUAUGGCCAGAAGGGAAAUAAGCCAUAUUGGAUCAUCAAGAACAGCUGGGGACCACACUGGGGAGAAAAGGGUUACUAUUACGUGUACCGUGGGGCUGGAGUGUGUGGUCUGAACACUGCCUGUACUUCAGCUAUUGUGGAUGCCUAAAUGUUCUGUAACGUUCAAGGAGUGUAGGGAGUGCACACAGCUGUCAAACCUGAGCAAGUGUGAUUAGUCACCCUUAGCAGUUAUAUAUUGUAUUUCACCUUUAUAUUUUUAAAGUUUACCAGUGUAUUGUCAACUUUUUUCUUGGUUUGUUUUUCUUUUUUGCAUAGCAGUGUUUUGCCAUUUGUUUUAUGCCUGUGAAAUUUGUGUUGGAAAUUUCACCGUAAUCAGAAAUUUUGAUAGAACUUAAAUUUUUUAUGUAGAUCAGGCCCCAUUCUGUAUUUUGCAACUUCUGUUGAAAUCAGUUCUUUUAUACAUUUUCAAUGAAAUAAUCGUGAAGAUAAUAGAAAACAAGAACGGUUAAGAGCUUGUAAGUUGUACAUAUGAAUUUAUAGGCCUACGUGCCUGUACAUGAACGUUUAUGUAAUAAAUAAAUACGAGUCUGUAUAUACGUGUGUAAUACUACAGUUGAGUCUGUGUUAUGGCUUAUUGUUUUAUUUGAUUUUCUGUGAGAACAUCCAAGCUCAUUAGUGCUCCAUGUGAAUAGUUUGAUCAUAUAUCCUCAUAUGUAAUUCUGAAGUUAAGUCAUAGUCCUGCAAGCAUUUUUAAUUGGUACAUCAAAAAACUGUAAUAAAUGUAAAGGAAGAAAUUGAUUAGGCUACAACAUGUACAUGAACCCAUUAAUCUGUUGUCAUAUUGGUCCUGGUGCUGUAAUUAGUAUGAAAGUAAGUGUGGUUUUUUGUGACGGUAUGUUUUUACAGGAGUAGUUAUUUUGGAAAUACAUGUACACUCUGUAUAUCUGUGGAAUGCUUUCAUUGGAUAAAGUGAUAAAAAGUUUGAUGUUUCUUUUACGCCCUCUCAGCUGAUAAACAUACAUUUGUCAGCCUCGAAAAUUUUACACGUUGUUUCACUGAACUCUAUUAUACAUACUAAUAUAAAGAUAAUAUGUUUUCUAAGUAAGGUUUGGGUUGUAUCUUUUUUGCCUAGUAACUCGACACAUGUAAUUGCUAAGUUUGUUUUAAUAAAAAAAUUUCUGUAUUAA